Molecule: messenger RNA, 1061 nt
Organism: Thlaspi arvense
Lineage: Eukaryota; Viridiplantae; Streptophyta; Magnoliopsida; Brassicales; Brassicaceae
Source: the annotation of a GenBank genome assembly
GUUUUUUCUUAAAGCAAAUUUUAAUAUAUGGCUCGUGCUACCAAUCUUCAAUUCCUUCGUCUCUCUCGUAAUCGUCGUUUAUCACUAUGUCUGGCCGGAAGGGAAAGCUUUACUUGUCAAACGUAGAUGCUAAAGGAAACGGUUUCAUCGAGAGCAAGCCAAGUUUUGUUGACCUUCCAUUAUGCCUCUUGGAAGUAAUAAUAUCUCAACUUGUCUUAAAAGAUAAUAUUCGCGCCUCCGCUGUCUGCAAAACAUGGCGUGAAGCCGGUCUUUAUGUUCGGUUGGUGGAUAAGCCUCCUUGGCUUAUGUACUUACCUAAACGUGGCAACUUGUUCGAACUCUAUGAUCCUUUGCAACAGAAGAUGUACACACUGAAUCUACCGGAGCUAGCCAAAUCCACGGUGUGUUACUCAAGAGACGGAUGGUUACUUAUGCGCAAAACCGUUUCACACCAACUUUUCUUCUUCAAUCCGUUUACUCGUAAACUCAUAAACUUACCAAAGCUUGAGUUAUCAUAUGAUGCAAUCGCUUUCUCCUGUGCACCCACAUCAGGUACUUGUGUUCUGCUAGCGUAUAAGUAUGUUCGGCAUGGUACGUUUACUACGAGCACUUGCCAUCCCGGAGCAACCGAGAGUGGAUUACUGAGGAUUUACAGUCCAAUCUUCAGUAGAUUUAGCUAUCGGUAUGAGCGGAAGAAGAAAAGAUUUUUCUUGGCGGCGCGUAAGGGAGUGUUGUUUAAAAUGUUUACAUGCGGAGGUGAGAAACCAGUUGUUUAUAAGCUUCCACUAGAGUCUUACAAAUGGAAACAGAUCAAUAGCGCUACGCUUGAUGGCUUAACAAUCUUCACGAGUCUUUAUUCUUCCGAGGUGAGAGUUAACCUCCCAUGGAUGAGGAAUAGUGUUUACUUCCCAAGGCUUCGUUUCAAUUGCAAGCGCUGUGUAUCGUAUUCGUUUGAUGAAGAGAGGUACUAUCCGCGUAAGCAGUGGCAAGAACAGGAGGAUUUGUGUCCUCUUGAGAAUCUUUGGAUUAGACCACCGAAGAAUGCUUUAGGCUACAUGUGA